Molecule: messenger RNA, 2414 nt
Organism: Neoarius graeffei (lesser salmon catfish)
Lineage: Eukaryota; Metazoa; Chordata; Actinopteri; Siluriformes; Ariidae
Gene: cdh13
Product: cadherin 13, H-cadherin (heart)
Exons: 15
Coding region: 40-2196 (718 amino acids)
Biological process (GO): sprouting angiogenesis; cell morphogenesis; calcium-dependent cell-cell adhesion
Cellular component (GO): plasma membrane; catenin complex; adherens junction
Molecular function (GO): cadherin binding; calcium ion binding
Source: RefSeq, a predicted model, not a curated record
GUGCGCCUUUCUGAAUUACGUGCCGAGCGAUUAGAGAUCAUGGAGUUGGGAGCCCGCGUCCUUGUCGCCUUCCUCGCCUCCCAGAUUGUGUGCACUGCAGCUCAAGAGGAGGCAGAGGAGAUAGCAUGCUCACCUGGCUUUCAGGUGAAGAAGUACCAUGUGGAGUAUGACGGAGGCUUUCUGAAAGAUCAACCUCUCCUACAAGUGGUGUUCGACGACUGUGAGGGGAAUAAGGAUGUGGCGUUUGAAGUGUCCCACCCUGACUUCCUGAUAGAUGAGGACCUGAAUUUGGUCCCGAGACGAGAUAUACUUGACAGUGGGACCAUCAUAUUCAUUCACUGGCUUAGUGACGAUGCUGAUGAUACAGCACAGGUGGACAUAACUGGCGCGCCAACCCAAUCUACCCAUACACUCAGGGAGAUUCUGGGUGCCGGAAAGAUGACGCCAUACAGGUCGAAGAGAUCCCUGCUGGUGCCGCCCAUGUUUGUGCCUGAGAACCAGCGUGCACCAUUUCCCAGGUCCAUUGGAAAGUCACAUGUGAUCUCCCCUGAUAUGAAAGACGACCACAUUUUUCGGCUGACGGGAAAAGGGGCAGAUCAGGAUCCAAAAGGUGUGUUCAGCAUCAACAAACUGACAGGAGAGGUUGCAGUGAGCCGCGCCCUGGACCGAGAGAUCAUAGAUUUCUACCAUCUCCAAGUUUCGACCACAGACAUGACUGGCAGGCUCAUGGAGGGACCUGUGGAUCUGGAUGUGUUUGUAAUUGACCAGAAUGACAACAGACCCAUCUUCAGGGAGACUCGCUAUUCUGGAGAAGUUCUGGAGGGCUCCCCUACAGGCACUACGGUGAUGACAAUGACUGCUUUUGAUGCUGAUGAUCCCAACACAGACAAUGCCGUCCUGCGCUACAUAAUUGUGAGACAGUCUCCUGAGAAGCCCUCACCAAACAUGUUCUUUAUUGACCCAGAAAGAGGUGAAAUUGUCACAGUCAUCUCACCAUCCCUGCUCGACAGAGAGACGUUGCCCACCACACAGUACGAGCUGGAGAUUGUGGCUAAAGACAUGGCAGGAAGUGAGGUUGGAUUAACAGGAACUGCCACUGCUACCAUCACCAUCACAGACAGAAAUGAUCAUGCGCCUGAGUUCACUCACUCACUGUUCCAGGCCUCAGUGGAUGAAGGCUCUAAAGGCAUUGUGGUGAACCUGACAGUGGAUGAUCGAGAUGACCCAGCCACAGGAGCUUGGAGAGCCACCUACUCCAUCAUUAAUGGAGAUCCCAACCACAACUUUGCAAUUCACACCAACUUCGACAAUAACGAGGGCAUGCUGUCUGUGGUUAAGCCUCUAGACUAUGAAAGCAAUGUGUUUCACACUUUGCUGAUAAAGGUGGAGAAUGAAGACCCUCUGGUUCCUGAUGUCAUAUACGGCCCCAGCUCCACAGCCACUGUCUAUAUCACAGUUGAGGAUGUGAACGAGGGGCCAGUCUUUUUCCCUGAUCCGCUGGUGGUCAACAAGUGGGAGAAUAUUCCUAUCGGAAGCUUUGUGGCCAUGCUCAAUGCCACUGACCCAGACUACCCUCAGGUCCAGAGCAUAAGGUUUGCAGUGCUGAGAGACCCAGCAGGUUGGCUCAGCGUAAACCCGGUGAAAGGUACGGUAAACACCACAGGCACGCUGGACCGUGAGUCUCCCCAUGUCCACAACAACCGCUACAGCGCAGUCUUCAUGGCCACAGACAACGGUAACCCUCCUGCUACAGGCACAGGCACUCUGAUUAUCACUCUGGAGGACGAAAAUGAUAAUGCGCCCUACGUGGUACCCUCAGUAGUACGGGUGUGCGAAGAUGCCAAGGAGGUGAACGUGGCAACGAUAGGAGCACGCGACAAAGAUAUCCACCCCAACACAGACCCCUUCAAGAUAGAGCUUGGGAAACAUCUAGGUCUGGAAAAGACAUGGAGGAUGUCCAAGAUUAACAACACACAUUCACAGAUCAUGCUGCUUCACAGUCUGAAGCGAGCCAACUACAACCUGCCCCUGGUCCUGACUGACUCCGGCUUCCCACCACUAACAAACAACACAGAGCUCAAAGUGCAGGUGUGCACCUGUAAGAAGAACAGAAUGGACUGCAAUGGAGUCGGCUCUCUUCGAACAAAUCUGCUGCUGCUGCUCGAUCUGCUCCUGUUCUCCAUGCUCUGCUUGUAAAGCUCAAUCUGUCUGUUGCCAUUUUCCAACACUGACGAGCAUCUCCCAGUCCAUGCCCUCAUCAAACCAAGACUGAGGCAACUGACAAGGACCUUUCACCACAUUUCCGAAAACACCUUUAACUGUAGGCCUUCAGUUUAUUUUGUCCAGCACCAUAAUAAGUUAACCCCCUUCUCUCUCUCUCUCUCUCUCUCUCUCUCUUUCUUAUUCCUUUCCUC